Triticum turgidum subsp. durum (durum wheat) is the source of this 855-nucleotide messenger RNA. NCBI's taxonomy places the organism in Eukaryota, Viridiplantae, Streptophyta, Magnoliopsida, Poales, Poaceae. The record is from the annotation of a GenBank genome assembly.
AUGGCUGCCGCUAUAGAUCUGUCCGGGGAGGAUCUGGUGAGAGCACUCGAGCCUUUUAUCCGAGAAGCCUCUGCCCCCCCUCCACUCCACUCCCACCUUAGUCCCACCUCGCCAUUCUCCUUCCCCCACGCUGCUUACAGUGGGUACCCGUACGGGGUGCAGGCACAGGCCCAGACCGAGCUCAGCUCGGCCCAGAUGCACUACAUCCAGGCACGCCUCCACCUCCAGCGCCAGACCGGCCAGCCGGGCCACCUCGGCCCGCGGCCCCAGCCCAUGAAGCCUGCUUCGGUGGCAGCGGCGACCCCGCCGCGGCCGCAGAAGCUCUACCGUGGCGUGCGGCAGCGCCACUGGGGCAAGUGGGUGGCGGAGAUCCGCCUCCCCCGCAACCGCACCCGCCUCUGGCUCGGCACCUUCGACACCGCCGAGGAGGCGGCCCUCGCCUACGACCAGGCAGCCUACCGCCUCCGCGGCGACGCAGCGCGCCUCAACUUCCCCGACAACGCUGCCUCCCGCGGCCCGCUCCAUGCCUCCGUUGACGCCAAGCUCCAGACCCUCUGCCAGAACAUCACCGCCUCCAAGAACGCCAAGAAGUCCGCCUCCGUCUCCGCGUCCACCGCCGCAGCCACGUCGUCCACCCCCACCAGCAACUGCUCCUCGCCGUCCUCCGACGAGGCGUCGUCCUCGCUGGAGUCCGCGGAGUCGUCACCGUCACCCGCCGCCACCACCGCAGCAGAGGUUCCAGAGAUGCAGCAGCUCGACUUCAGCGAGGCGCCAUGGGAUGAGGCAGCCUGCUUCGCCCUCACCAAGUACCCGUCGUACGAGAUCGACUGGGACUCGCUUCUCGCCGCCAAUUAG